Messenger RNA from Cottoperca gobio, 1948 nucleotides. RefSeq names its product sialoadhesin. The transcript has 8 exons. The record is from RefSeq and is a predicted model, not a curated record. Lineage: Eukaryota; Metazoa; Chordata; Actinopteri; Perciformes; Bovichtidae. Bases 116 to 1336 code for a protein of 406 amino acids.
CAUCACUACUGAAGAGUAGAGGAGGGCAGAUUGGUUGAAGCCAAAAGAGAAGACAGGGUAAGGCGGAAGAUUAAGAGACCGUAACAGAAAAAAGCAAUAACAGGAAGAGAAGAAGAUGGGUGGACGUGUGAGCUGCUGGCUGCUGCUCUCAAUCUCUCUGAAAGGUAUUCUUGCAGGUGAUUGGUCAGUUCGUCUCCCCUCCAGUCCGAUCUGUGCUGUGACUGGUUCUUCCGUGGUUCUCCCUUGUUCCUAUGACUACCCCCAAAGUUCUAAUGAGACCCAGGAAGAGGGAGGGCUUGCUGCUCAGAUUGGAGGAGGAGAAGAAGGACAACGGUACGAAGUUCUGUCUGAGAUGUGGUGUCUCGAAGACAGUCGCUGUAUCACAUCAAGAUAUGUCUUCCACAGUGCCAGUAUCUUCCCAGAUCCAUCCUACCAGAACAGGGUGGAGUACCUGGGACAACCAGGAUCAAAAAACUGUUCUGUGAGGAUUUCUGAUGUGAGACAGUCGGACAGUGGAGCUUAUGUGUUUUACGUCAUUACCAGCCACCCUACACAGAAGAUGCCGGAGCAGAGUGGUGUACAGCUGCUGGUGGCAGACUCCUCCAGCGCAGUCACAGUGUCAGCAAGUCCUCUCAGUGACAUCACAGAGGGCGUGGCCUUACGUCUGGCCUGCUGCAGCCCUGUGGCCGGCCCACAGGCCCGUUUCAGAUGGUACAAGAGCACAAGUAGCAGCCCGAGACAUACUGGACAGGUGUGGGACAUCAGUGAGGUUACACCUGAUGUCUCUGGCAGCUACUACUGUCAGAUACAGACUGGAGAUAAAGUGCAGAACUCAACAAUGCUGCCCAUUGACAUAGAGUACUCUCCUCGAAGCACAGCUGUCUCAGUCUCUCCUGCUGGAGAGCUACAGGAUGGGCUCCCUGUGACUCUGACCUGCAGCAGUGAUGCUAACCCGCCUGUCCAGACAUUCACCUGGUACCUGGGUGCAGCAUGUCUCCCUACAGCAGACAAAAGCUUUCAUCGAGCGAGACAAUCCACAGCUAUACCAACAGGACGAGGCCCGACACUCAGCAGUGUCAACAUCUCCGCUAAAGAAUAUGGGCAGCACUGCUGUGUAGCACGCAACAGGCAUGGAUCCCAGACUGACAGCGUAACACUCACAGGUCCCAAAGCGGACCCGUCUGACUCUUCAGGACGCAGAUUGCUGAUUAUCGGAGUGACCAUCGCUGUUCUUCUGGCUAUUAUAGCCAUAGUGGCCUUUCUCUUGAGGAGGAGACAGAAGUCAUCCAGACAUCAGCCGUAUGUCCUCACAGAGACAACUGAUACGGCACCUUAAGGCCUCCUUCAGCACAAAGUACAAACACCCUACGACCACCAGAACAUACCUUUAAAGUAACUCAGGAUAGGUAGAUUUUGUUUCAAUAGUCUUGGACACUCUUGUGCAUUUACCUUCAUGCCUCAUGUUGCCAAGUAAACCCCUAAAUUGGGCUGCUUGAUCUCAUGACUGAAAUAAUGUACACAGAAGACAAACAACUUCCAAGACUGUUGACAGUGGCGCUAACUCAGAGUGGGCCAACCUGAAGACCAUAUGAUAGACAUGUCUGUACAUUCAAACACGCAGGUCAAUUCUGAAACCCUUCAUUCCUGGAUUUCAAUGUACGGACCUCAACAAGGAUGAACUUGGCUCAUUUGUGCUUUAAGAGAGUAAAUGGUUUUUUUAUUUAUUUUUUUAAUGACAGAACUGAAGCUAAAGAAAAACUGUGUGAAUAUCUUUAUUCUGUUGGCUCGUAUCUGAUCUUUUGCUCCAUUUGUUUAAGUUUUACUGUGCUUUUAGGAUAAGCUAAAUGUUACUGCCAGGGUUCAACCAUGCCAUCUUUAAGAAAACAUGUAUUCAUUAUAACUGAGAAAAUAGACUGAAAAUCAUAAAGUCAUUACCAAACGCUUUCUA